AUGAAUAAUAAUGAUGAUAUAUUGGAUGAUGUUUUUGAAUUGCGACGUUUUGAACAAGAACUUGAAUUUAUUCAGUGUCUUGCAAGUCCUUGGUAUUUAAAUUUUCUUGCACAAAGUAAAUAUCUUUCCUGCCCUGUAUUUCUUAAUUAUCUCAAAUAUCUGGAGUAUUGGAGACGUCCAGAAUAUGCUCAAUUUUUAACAUAUCCAAUAUGUUUGUAUCAUUUAACUCUUUUAAAUGAUGAACAAUUUAGAAUAGAUAUCUCUAGAGAAGAUUUAGCGAGAAGAAUGAAUGAUGAAAUUUAUUAUCAAUGGUUAGAUGGACAAUUAAGUACAAAUGAAGUGGAUAUAAAGAUGAAUGAUUCAGGGGUAAUAGGAGGGGUUUAA
Pneumocystis murina B123 is the source of this 384-nucleotide messenger RNA. RefSeq lists its product as hypothetical. Gene Ontology annotation, cellular component: mediator complex; core mediator complex. Gene Ontology annotation, molecular function: transcription coregulator activity. The transcript has 3 exons. The record is from RefSeq and is a predicted model, not a curated record. The coding region runs from base 1 to 384 and encodes 127 amino acids. Gene Ontology annotation, biological process: regulation of transcription by RNA polymerase II. Lineage: Eukaryota; Fungi; Ascomycota; Pneumocystomycetes; Pneumocystales; Pneumocystaceae.